AUGGCGAACGAACUGGACCGAGUGCGAAUCUCAGCUGCGGAACUCCGUGCUGAAGCGUCGAAUUCAAUCAAUAUUACGGACUUUCAGAAAGAGGAGCAACAGGAGCAGCGCAUGUACAAGCAGCAAAGGAAGCGUGAAGGAAAGCGUCCUGAUCUGCAACGCUACCAGUCGGUAACUGGCCAUGGACGGCGUCACCGUGACAGUGAGGAGGGAGAAGCUGCUCAAAGUGAUCCCCUGGCCACUGAUUCAUAUGAGCAUGAUCAACCAUCACAGAGGGAGAAAAAGGAGGUGUCUGACAAAGUUUUAGAGAGACAUGGAUGUGCAGACAGUGGAACGGGUACUGACAAAAGGGAAGAAGACAGGGUGAGAGGUGAUGGUAGUAACACUCAGAACUGUCGAAAGGGCAGCCAGUCGCAGACUAAAGCUGAAGCAAAUCAAGCAAAAGUAUUUGUUGAAAAUGACAGAGAACACCAGGAACCUGCUGGAGCUGCUAAGACAACAAAGAAAGCCCGCAAACCAGAUCAAGAAUUUUAUCAACCUGGGAGCCGGAGGAACAUUCAAGGAAAGGACUGUGGUGUUGGAAGAGAGCAAGAUAAGCCUCCCCCAAGGAAGCAUGAGCAGAAAACUGAACCAGAAUCACCAUUGAGUACAGGGGAAAGGGAGGGGAACAAUAAAGUAUCUAAACAGAGGCAGGGAGGGAAAGAUGAAGUAAAAGGUAAACAGGACAAAGUGAAACUGUCCAUUGAGACAAACAGAAAGAAAGGAAGCCGAGAUGUGGAAAAACCCCCAUUACCCUCUGAUGUUUCGGUGGAGAAAAUUGUUAACAAAGUAGAAAAGCUCAGCGUGAAAGAAAAAGGCCAAGUUGUUGAAGAGUCCAGCUGCAGGAGAGGGGAAACAACUGAUAAGGAAAGGAGAGGUCAAGAGGGAGGAAGAAAAGAGGCAGAAGAAAAGGCAGAGAAGAAGAGGGAAAAGGGAAACCGCAGGAGAAGAGGGGAGAAAGAAAAAGAGAGGAAUCAGGAUUCCCGAAGAGGAGAAGAUGAAGUAGGUGGUGAAGGAAAGAGUGACUUGGGGAAAGUUGAGAAGGAAAGAGACAAGAGAGUAGCAGAAGCGGAUAGGGAUAACAAACCAGGUAAGACAAUAGAGACACAUCAAAGCAAAGGAAGAGAGAAUCGCAGAGAAAGCAGAAGAGGAGAUAACAACAACAACAACAGUCGGUCCAGAGAUGCUGAGAAAGAUGGUAAGACGCAGGGAAAUGUAGAUCGGGCCAUAGAAAAAGGUGAUAGAAAGCAAUUCAACGCAAACAUUACAACACCAACCUCAAAACGCUAUUCCAGAUCAGAUAUUCGACGCUCACGGAAUCGAACUUACAGCAGUAGCUCAGCCAGCAGUGUGACCAGCUUGGAUGGUCCUGGACUAGGAAUGGAUGUAGAGAGUACCAAGUGGUCACGCUUGGAGACUAGACACAAUAACAGAGAGGGGAUAGUAAAUAGAGGGGAAGGAAGAAGGAGUCAUUUACAAAGCUGGACCACGAACGGGGAAUCAUCUACAGAAUCCCUGGAAGGGAGUGAGAUGAGUGACAUAGCAGAAGAUAGAAGGAGAAGAAGAAGAGGUGGAGAGGAGGAGCUAAGUGCAGAGAGACGGAGGGAAGAAAGGAAUAAACCAAAGGGAAACAAAGGUGGAGGUCGUGGAAUCCUAAAGGUUUCCCUAGAAAAACAGUCAGGUACCUCAUCAAACAGUGGGGUUGCACAACAUCACAGACAAGGCUUGGUCCCUCGUGGCAGAGGUGGGGGUAUCCUGGUGCUACCAGCCCGCACAGACAUCUCUAAUUCCCCUGAGGUUGGGCAAAGGCUUCUAUUUGGUGGAAUUAGAGGAGGAGCCGCUUCCAGGAGUAGAGGAGGCAGAGGAGGAGGAGUGAGACGACUCUGGGAUCCAAAUAACCCAGACCAGAAACCAGCUCUUACCAGCACCCAAUCCUCACAGCAUUCAUCUCUCCAACAGCCUGUUUAUCUUCAGACUGGAACUGGAUAUGGACAACUUCACUUUCUGGACACAGACGAUGAGGUAGCAGGCAGUCCUCCGGUCCCCCAGGGUGAGCACUUUCGAUCCAAGCAGGCUGCUGCCAUGGCCUACUACAAAUUCCAAAACUCAGACAACCCCUACUGCUACCCCAUGCCAACCAGCAACCCACACAAUCCUGGCACAGCCACUAGCCCACGAUAUCCAUACCCUUAUAUGGGAACCUACCAAAUGGCUCCCACUAACGGUGUGUACCCGGGCCCUGGUGUGGGUCAGUUCUGUGGGAGUUACAGGGGAGCAGGUUAUUCCCAGUCAGGUGCAGGAGGCGCUAUGACAUUUGAAGAGGUGGAACAACAAGCCAGAGGGGAGCUGGGGAGGCUUCUGAGGGCUGCAGAUGCACAGGAGCUCCAGCUCAGUAACCUGCUGUCCAGAGACAGAGUGAGUGCUGACGGACUAGAUCGCAUGGCCCAGCUCAGAGCUGACCUUUUGGGGCUGUAUGAGCAUGUCAUCCUGACAGACAUCGAGUUGUCAGACUCUCAGAAUGUGGAUCAGGCUUUGUGGAAGAAUGUCUUUUACCAGGUCAUAGAACGCUUCCGGCAGCUUCUCAAAGACCCCACCUAUGACAACACCCCACAUAUUAGGAACAUGCUGCUUACACUGCUUGAUGAGGGAGCACUAUUCUUUGAUGCGCUACUUCAGAAGCUGCAGACAGUGUACCAGUUUAAAUUAGAGGAUUACAUGGAUGGCAUGGCUAUCAGGGCUCGGCCUUUACGCAAAACGGUAAAGUAUGCACUUAUCAGUGCUCAGCGCUGCAUGAUUUGUCAGGGAGAUAUUGCACGUUACAGGGAACAAGCGAGUGACUCGGCCAACUACGGCAAGGCUCGCAGCUGGUACCUGAAAGCCCAGCAAAUUGCCCCCAAAAAUGGACGCCCAUAUAACCAGCUUGCCCUGCUGGCAGUCUAUACAAAACGGAAGUUAGAUGCUGUUUAUUAUUACAUGCGCAGCUUGGCCGCUUCCAACCCCAUCCUGACUGCAAAGGAAAGCCUGAUGAGUCUGUUUGAGGAAGCAAAGCGAAAGGCCGAGCAACUUGAGCGAAGGAGGAGGCAGGAGCAUGAAGGGGGCUCCAGGGGUCCAGCAGUAAGAGGAAGAGGAAGAGGGGAAGAUGGAGCACGUGUGGAGGUUUGGAUUCGCCCCAGCGGACAAGUGGCAGCCACAUCCUCACAGAGAGGAGGCAGUGAAUCCAGCAGAGACUCUGAACAGGACGGAGAGCUGGGCAGCCUAAGUGCUAGUGAUCUAAAUAAGAGGUUCAUUCUGAGUUUCCUCCAUGCACAUGGAAAGCUCUUCACUAAAGUGGGCAUGGAGUCCUUCCCUGGAGUGGCAAGCCGUGUUCUGCAGGAGUUCAGGACGCUGCUGCAGCAUGGCCCUUCCCUACUGGGCAGCACACACAUGCUGCAGAUCAUCACUAUCAACAUGUUCACCAUACACAAUGCCCACAGCAGAGGCGAAGAAGAAGUGCGGUCUGUAUUACAUGAGCAAAGCACUGCCCUGGGCCUCGGCAUGUUUGCUCUGCUGGUGCAGCGCUGCACAGAACUGCUCAGAGAUACUCCUGCAGACGCCUCUCUUUCAGAACCAGUUCCCAUGGCAGAUGGAGAGAAGGAGGGUAAAGGGGGGGAGUUGGAGGGUAUGGUGAGGGUCUCUGCCUUCCCCUUGGACCUUAGAGAACUACUACCAAGCAUCAAGGUCUGGUCUGACUGGAUGUUGGGACACCCAGACCAGUGGAACCCACCACCAUGCAGUAUAGAUUGCUGCCCUGAUGUUUGGCAGUGCCUUGCUGACCUGUGUAACGUGCUGGCACGUGUGGACCACGGGGAAGUGCCGCUGUACAAAGUCGACACUGAUGAAAGUGAAGGAGAUGAGGAGUUGACUGUCCUGCAACUAAAGGAAGACAGGCUACUUGCUGGCUUCGUCCCACUGCUGGCUGCACCACAGGAGCCCUGUUACACAGACAGACACACUGACAUGGCAAUAGCAGCAGAUUGUAAGAGAGUCACGGUGUUGAAGUACUUUUUGGAGGCUUUGUGUGGACAGGAGGAGCCUCUGUUGGCCUUCAAGGGAGGCAAGUAUGUCUCUGUGGCAACUUCUCCAUCAAACCACUCAGUGGAUACAAGGAGCAGGCAAGAUUCUCUAACAGAGAAAGAGGAUGAUGACGUCAUAGUCGAGUCCUCUCUCUCCGCAUCAGAAGGAGAGGAGGAUGCCGAGGAGGCUGGAGACAGUGAGAAUGACAUCAGACAGCUGAAGGCACGACGCCACGCCCUCGCUAACAAACUUGCACAGCAACAGAAGCGCAGGGAUAAAAUACAGGCGGUGCUGCAGACAAGUGGGCAGUUGGAGCUGGAAGUGAGGCCUCUCUUUUUGGUUCCAGAUACCAAUGGAUUCAUUGAUCACUUGGAAGGGCUGAAGAAACUCCUUCAGUGUGGAACAUACAUAAUAGUUGUGCCGCUCAUUGUGAUUACAGAGUUAGAUGGCUUGGCUAAAGGCCAGGACACCUUUGGUGGAGUAAUGGGGUCAGGAGGGCGCAGCAGUGGCAGCCGGGGCAACUACAAUGUUAGUGCGACCCAUGUGCGGGCCGUGCAGGAAAAGGCUCGGUUGGCAGUGGCUUUCCUAGAGAGAGGAUUUGAAGCCAGGGAACCGUACCUCAGAGCCCUGACAAGCAGAGGAAAUCAGCUCGAGUCUAUUGCCUUCCGCAGUGAAGACACCUCUGGACAGCAGGGUAACAAUGAUGAUGUGAUUCUGUCCUGCUGUCUCCACUACUGCAAAGACAAGGCAAAAGAUUUCAUGCCUGAUCAGAGAAAUGGGACUGUGAGGCUUCAAAGGGAGGUGGUGCUCCUUACAGAUGACCGUAACCUGCGUGUCAAAGCUUUGACCCGCAACGUCCCAGUCCGAGACAUCCCCGCUUUCCUCAGCUGGGCCAAAGUGGGCUGAACCAGGCUGAGCUGGAAUCAAAGGAACCCAACUGCUGAAGCCUGCUUGCCACUCAGCCAAGGAGAGAAGACACACUUAAGCAGAAGAAGAAGAAGAGGCAAUAACAGGGGCGAGGAAAUGAUGAAGAAAGCAAAGAACCACCUCUUAAGUACAAGCAAAUGUAGUGAGAGCAGGGUGGUUUCAAUGAGCUUUUUCCCCCCUUGUGAUGAAGUGUGUGUGUGUAUUUAUGUGUUGAGAUCAGUGAGCUUCUCCAUAAAGCGGCAAGGGAGACUUAUUAAGUCUCAGGAAGGCUGGAUUGGAAGGGAAAAAGGAGGUAAAAAUGGAGCGAUUUGAUGUGGAAGUUGUGUGGUGGUCCAGUCUCGAGCCUCUACUCCUAGUUAGUGAGUGUACUCUGCAAGCAGUAUUAAAAUUUGAGGCUAAUGAUAGCAUGAGGCAGAGAGGGAGAGUGUUAAUGGCCAUUUAAUUGAUUAAAGACAGCAGUAAUGACGGCCAUAACUGGGACUCCCACACAUCUCUGAGGGCACAGUCAUAUUCGACUGCUUUGGCCACUACAUGAGUGCUGAGAGAAAGCUAGGUGGAGAGAAGCACAGCUGGAGGGUCUUUGUCAGUACAGUAAAACGUGGCUGAUUGUAGUGAAGGUUAAUCAAGACCCCUUAUGCAACCAUGACACCUUCAUGCAGCUAUGGUAUUUCCUGCUAACCCAGGAAGUGCCUGUUGCCUGUUUGGUAACUUGGGUUGUUCCUCCAGCUUGAUGCUAACAUUGAGGUUAAUGUAAGAAAAUGUUUUUAACAAGUCAGCAACAACAAAAAACAUUCAUUUUUAUUUCUGUUCCUGUUGUUUUUUCUUGUUUUUGAACUUGUGUAAAAAGUUUUAUUUCCCUCUUGGAGGCCAUUUCUCCAUUUUGUAUACUCUGAUAAUAAGCAUCUGCAAGGUUUCCCCCAAAACAGUGUGAACCAUAAGCUCUUUUUUUCAAAAUCAGAUCUGGGUGCAAAUUAUUAAUUUGUUUUUGAGAUGUAUAACAAAGGUGUAAGAUUAUAAAUAUCAAGACUACUCAGUUUAUGGUGAGUUUUCAGUUCCAGAUUGGGCUACAUUGAGUAACAUAAACUUCCCACCCAUCCAUAACUUACAAAUAUGGAACAAAGAUUUUCAAAAUAGUGUUUGACCAAGGUCUACUUAAGACAGCCACGAGGUUUGGAGAUGGAUUGGUCCUUGACAUUGACUUUGCAGAUACUUAAUUAUCGAGUGCCCAUGGUGAUUAUUCACUUAAUUUCCUUUUCAUCUUUACACUCUAGGUUUUUUUUGUGCUUUUCAAUUCAUACCACCACUGCAGUUUACCUUUUAAUAAAAUGUUUUUAAUUGCCAAUACCUAUUUUCCUGUUCACAGUGUGACCUGGAGAAAAGGUCGCAUAUCCACUUCCAUCCACUUCCAAUACCCACUCAGUUGAAAUAAACUGCGUGAUGUAUACCACCAUAAAUCACAGCCUGUAAAAUUUCCAUUGUGUUCAAACAACACCGAGCUGGCACAUUGUCAACAAACAUUUAACACAGGGAGUACUUGUGUUUGUAUUUUUGCUUGUGCUACAUUGCUUCAGGAGUUUCUGAGUUGUUCAGUGUUUGUUUCUGUGUGCAUUUGAGACCGUGUCUGGAUGCUCAGAAUAGAUGUAAUCUAAACCUGUCCUCUGGUGUGAUGCAUCAUACAUAAUUCAUGAUUAACUCAUCAGAGUUUGAUAAUAUGCAUUUAAAAUAAUACUGUAUGUAGAAGUGGCUGCCUUGUUUUGUGUUUGUCAUGUACCUUUUCAGCUUGGCUUAUACAGCUUCAGUCAGCAGUAGAUGUUUCUGUAUCUGUGUUAAUCACAGACAGGCUUCAUACUUUUUUCAGCUCCUGUUCUGGUGCUCUUUUAGUGUUCAGUACAAUCUAUGGUGUUAAGUAGCACUGCUGCAGUGUUUUAUUGUUGGAGCAAACAUAGUAAAUACAUAAUCAGUUUAAAACAAUUACUUUUUCAUCUUUCAUCAUUAAAAAUGUUUUA
Molecule: messenger RNA, 7025 nt
Organism: Chelmon rostratus (copperband butterflyfish)
Lineage: Eukaryota; Metazoa; Chordata; Actinopteri; Chaetodontiformes; Chaetodontidae
Gene: smg6
Product: SMG6 nonsense mediated mRNA decay factor
Exons: 19
Coding region: 1-4998 (1665 amino acids)
Biological process (GO): nuclear-transcribed mRNA catabolic process, nonsense-mediated decay
Cellular component (GO): telomerase holoenzyme complex
Molecular function (GO): protein binding; telomeric repeat DNA binding; telomerase RNA binding
Source: RefSeq, a predicted model, not a curated record